AUGCUGUUCGCUACUCUGCCGUACGGGGAUAUCUACGCCUCCGUCGUAAAGCGUCGAGCUCGAGAGCGCGGCAGCGGCGACGACCUCGAAGCUGUAGCGAAUGGCCGCAGCUGGCGGCGAUCACAGAGACUGGUGUUUGAGACUCUGGGCAUGAGCGCUGGAUUUGUCAUCUCGGGGAAUAUGGUGUAUUGGGUUCUGGCCGGCCUCUCUCUAUCUGCCCAUAGACCCCUGGAGUAG
This is a messenger RNA of Durotheca rogersii, 237 nucleotides long. RefSeq lists its product as uncharacterized. The record is from RefSeq and is a predicted model, not a curated record. The transcript is spliced from 2 exons. The coding region runs from base 1 to 237 and encodes 78 amino acids. NCBI's taxonomy places the organism in Eukaryota, Fungi, Ascomycota, Sordariomycetes, Xylariales, Xylariaceae.